Scophthalmus maximus (turbot) is the source of this 3583-nucleotide messenger RNA. RefSeq names its product MICAL-like protein 1. Bases 617 to 3259 code for a protein of 880 amino acids. Gene Ontology annotation, molecular function: protein binding. The transcript has 15 exons. NCBI's taxonomy places the organism in Eukaryota, Metazoa, Chordata, Actinopteri, Pleuronectiformes, Scophthalmidae. The record is from RefSeq and is a predicted model, not a curated record.
GAGCACGUGGCCUGUUUUGAUGAAGCCUAAAUCCAUCCAAGUGUUGAUCAUAAGGUUGUUUGUGAUCAGUGUGCUUGAAACCGGAGACCUCCCCGUCCUAAUUAUAGAGGCGGCAGCUCUCUGUCUCCCUCCAGCGGCAGACAUCGUGCACGCCACUGAGUGUGGCGCACAACAUGGAGCGCCACUGACUGCGAGGUAACGGGACUUCUUGAUUUGAACUCGCCACCUCGUCCAACCGCAGGAAGCGGAGGAUGCAUUGUGUUUCAGCUCAUCCAGAUGGUCGUCUAUGCGGCGGUUUGAGGUGAAAAGGGACGCGUUGUUGUCUUGAGGUAACUGAGAGGAACCGUCUGGGACUUUGGUCAUAUGACCGGAGACAUUGAAGCAACGUAAACCUUGUUUAUUGUUUAUGUGAAGCAGCAUCAGAACCGUAGGGGAACAACGGGACGCCCCUUCCUGCUGCAUCACCAACCAGAUGCACAAGUUUGGCCGCAGAUCUUUUGCAAAAGUAAAACCAUUUUUGCACGGGUCGGAGAUAGCUCGUUUCCUGUCUUGUCCCCAGACCUGCCCAGUUUUACUAACUCUCUAACUCGCAAAGUACCAUGUCCGCCCAGCCGACAUGUCUGAGCCACCACGAGAGAAGAUGCCAUCGCCGAGGACUCUGCGGGAGUGGUGCCGCGUCACGUGCGCCUCUUACCCCAACGUGGACAUGAAGGACAUGUCCACCUCGUUCAGAGAUGGACUCGCCUUCUGUGCCAUCAUCCACAAGCACCGACCCGACCUGAUAGAUUUCAGCUCCCUCUCCAAAGAUAAUGUUUAUCAAAAUAACAAACUGGCGUUUCAAGUUGCCGAAACCAAGCUGGGCAUCCCUGCACUGUUGGACCCGAAGGAAAUGGUUUCCACCAGGGUGCCUGACUGUUUGAGCAUCAUCACCUACCUCUCACAGUACUACGACGUUUUCAACAGGAAGUCCCGUGGUCCUGCUGGUUUGAGGUCAUCACAUGCCACAGUCCUAAACAGUCUCACCAAGUGUAAAACUCCUGAUGGUCUGAAACCCCUGAAGAGCUCGACUCAUCUGGAAACCAAUCGCUUGUCCGCCACGAGGCCGAGGGCGGUGUGCAGUCUGUGUUUGAAGCCCGUCCACCUUAUACAGAGACAUUUGAUCGACGGGAAGGUCUACCAUCGCAGCUGUUUUAGGUGCAAAGUGUGCCACAGCACCCUUUUACCAGAGUCUUACACACAGGGAAGUGAUGCUGGUUCCUUGGUCUGCACCUACCAUGUAACAGACCUGAAAACUACUCGUAUUGACCUCAAACCGCAAAUUGAAUCUCCUGAGAGUCGUCCCAAAUGUAGCUUCCAGGCAGGCUGUUUCCCUCUCGGUGGUUUGGCGAUCACUGACAUCCCUCGUCCCACUAAGCAAACAGAGUCACGGGAUCGACCGGUUUGUGAAACAGCAGAGAGAGAGGUGAGAGAGGUGAAAGACACAGAAAACAGAGACCCAGCUGUAGGACUGAAGAGCAUGUUAAAGAAGCCAGCGCCUCCGUAUCCUCCCCGACCCAGUCAUGAAGACAGGACAGCCAAAAGAGCUGGAAAAGCUGCACCUUCUCCCGUUCUAGCAGAUGACAAGACACAACAGGAAGCGGCAAAGGUUCAACAGCCGCCUGAGGUCGCCUCGUCGCGUGAUCGAGUCGCAGAGGGAAGUGGUCGGCUCCUACCAGCACCCAGGCGAAUGUUAAACUCCUCUGUGGCCCCUGUUCCUGCGCCCAGGACCAAACCCCCCCAGACAGCAAACAGCUCCCCUGCUGCAGGUGAUUCAUCCCACCAAAGUAAAUCCCCCCGCAGCUCAUCAAGCAUCACCAGCCCAACCAGGGGUAACCCUAAUGUGAAAACCAACCAUCCGUGGAUGACCAUCGUCCAUCCGGGACCUUGGACACAGUUGCCGCCCGCUCCGGCCCCAGUACCCACUCCUCGAUCCAAAUCUGUCUCUAGACUGCGGGGGUCCAGGUACAGACCCAAAGUGCCCCCUCCCAAUCCUUUUGAAGAGCACGUGGACGAGGCAGUGAAAUCCGAGUCUACAGACCAGACAAAGUCGUCAGUGGAAGCUGGUCGUUCAGAGAAUGCGUGCUGUCUGGCAAGUCUAUCAGGAGACUCAGAGGUUGCUGUUGGGUCAAGUGAUGCAGAAACGACUGCCAUUGGAUUUGAUGACCAAAAUGCAAAACCACUGGAUAAACCCACUCCAGCUAAGAGACCAGAUUACAAAGAGGCUGAUGGAACUACAACGCCUGACCCAGCAGAGGGAGUGAGUGCAGUUCCUAUCACAGUGGGGACUUCCAGUCAAAUCGGUUCGCCACUUUGGGAUGUAAACGGAGGCCCGAGUGGCUCGCUGCCGGACGUGACUGAAGCAGCUGCAGGGCAACACGUCGCCCCAGAUGAGGAACAAAGUCACUUUUUACCCAGAAGCCUUUCCGUGCCAGUCAUCUCCUAUGUCCACUCUCGAGGUUCCUCAGUGCCCGACGGUCUCACAGGGAUAAAUGAAUCUGUAACAUCGUGCCAAAGUAAGCCGGCCUGCAGAGAGAAUCCUUUUGAUCGAACACCCACGAUGACCAAAUCAAAGACUUUGCAGGUCUUACCAUCUAGACGGGCCCCUGCCCCUGGACAUGGAUUCCCACUCAUCAAAAGGAAGGUGCAGACGGAUCAGAAUCUUUCGACAGACGAGCUGCAGACGGAGAUGGGAGAGCUAGAGAAACGUCUGGAGGUGCUGCAGCAACGAGGAGUCCAACUGGAAAGUAAUCUGAGAGACUGCAAGAACGAUAGAGACGAAGAACAAAUGCUGAUGGAGUGGUUCUCUCUUCUCCACGAGAGACAAGUGCUGGUGCGCAGAGAUACAGAACUUGUUUAUCUGACAAAGCAGCAGAAGUUGGAGGAGAGACAAGCAGAUGUGGAGUAUGAGCUCCGAUGUCUCCUGAAUAAACCUGAGAAGGACUGGAAUCAAGAGGAUCGAGGACAAGAGCAACAGCUGAUGGACGAGCUGGUCGCCAUCAUCGAACAGAGGAACCAGAUCAUCAGCAGCUUGGAUCAGGACAGGCAGAGGGAAAGAGAAGAAGAUGGGCUUUCGAAAGCCUCAAUGAAGAAAAAAGAGUUCCAGAAAGACAGACUACAAGAGCUGAAGAAGUCAAAAGGAAAGUUCAAGGCCACAAACGUAUUUAAGAUGCUGAACCAUAAAGCAGAGAGCACCAAGUACUUCAUGGAGAAAAAGAGCUGACGUGACAUGCAAAAAUGUUGCACAAUUAAAACAUUCUCUUGAAAAACAAACUCAUCUAUGCUUUUAGAUAACAAAUGUGUUUAUUUAUUUUUACCACAGAUGGUGAUCAUCACAUGAAAAGACCAUAGUAAUGACACAAAGAGUAUCUCAGUAGCAUAGAGAAAGGGAGAUAUGAUUUUCUCUGUGCAAAUGAUUCAGUGUUAUCAGUGUAUAUUUUCUCUUCCAUGUUUCUUUACUUGCCCGAUCUGCUGUACGCAACCAAUAUUUAUGUAUCUUAAUUGUAUUACAUACUUGUAUGCAAUAAAUAUUUAUGUAGGAAAGCUU